Haplochromis burtoni (Burton's mouthbrooder) is the source of this 1284-nucleotide messenger RNA. RefSeq names its product plexin domain-containing protein 2. The record is from RefSeq and is a predicted model, not a curated record. NCBI's taxonomy places the organism in Eukaryota, Metazoa, Chordata, Actinopteri, Cichliformes, Cichlidae.
UACAGAUUUUUCUUAAUUGAAAGAAAUGCACGAGGAGGAAAAGAAGUAAGACGGACACUAAAAAUAGAGCCAGUCUGUACUUCUGUACAGCCAAAGUCUGCUGUGUCUAUUGCUCCAUCUUUCAUAAAAACAAGCCCCUCUGAGUGAAAGUCCCUUUUGUCCACCGGGGAGCCUUCAGUCGACAAAUGCGUCAUCCUGAACCUCCAAAGUAUUUCUGCUCGCAAUAUUUUCCCACGUCACUCAAAUACCUGCCUGUGUCCGCGACAGCUCGCUGGGUUUGCCUCCCCAGCUUCUGCACACGCGGAGCAUCAAACAGAAGAAGAAGGGUCAUUGGCUCUGAGGAGUUGAUGACGGCGAGAGCGCACUCUUCUCCAGGAGCGCAUUUUUAGCCUUUAUUUGUCUGACUAACGCUCUGCAUCUCCGUCCUGUGGGAUGACAUUACAGUGCAAGGACUGAGAUUCGUAUUUAUGCGGUCACUUUGUUUGCUAGUAUUUAUUUUUGCUUAAUUUUGGAGGCGGAGAGCGCGUUUACUGUCCAGAAGCGCGCGGCGUGGCACACGCUGGAACAAAAAAACAGCUCAGUGCAGCGCAGGCAGGUUUCCCUUUUAAAAGCAGCAGGACAGGCAGGAGAGUUACGGAGUCUUCUCGGGGAAGCGGUGUCUGUGCGUGACAGAGACGGACUCUAAAAGAAGACGAAGAAGAAGAAAAAAAUCGGGAUACUGAGCAGAAAUCGGCAGCGGGAACUUGGAUAUGGCGCCUGUGAAGACGUUCGACCUUUUUGUUGGAGUUGUUUUAGUUUCGCAGUGUGUGUGGAAUGUGCAAGCCGAGAUCACAGCCAGUAACGGGGUACCAUACUCAUACGUGCAGGAGCAGGCGAGAGAUGAGGAUACAGAUGUUGACGUGAAGCUUUACAGUCACCGGUGGAGGAGAUGGCUCCCCCCAAAGCCUCGUAACAUGGACAGUAACAGAGCCAGUCAGGAGCAGGACCAGGAGCGUGAACAAGAGGAGCCUGAAGGCUUCCCAGGCCUGGUUUCAGCAGAGGAAGCAGACAACAGCUCCCAGAUAGAGGAGGAUACAGAUCACAACUACUACACAUCAAAAACGUACGGCCCUUCAGAUCCGAUGAGCAAGGGCUUGUGGGUAAAUAUCGACCAGAUGGACAAGGACAAAGUGAAGAUCCACGGCAUUCUGUCCAACACACACAGACAAGCUGCGAGAGUUAAUCUGUCCUUCGAUUUUCCUUUUUACGGACAUUACCUGCGUGAAAUCACAGUGGCGACCGGUG